UCUGGCUGUCCUCUCUGUGGCCAUAAUGGAGUAGAUUGGAUUGUUGGCGGAUGAGGGCGCUUCACCGCCAUUUAAAGCACACACAUAUUGGCUCUGUCUCAGCUACGUAGUGUGUGUAGCUUUGAAAGCGAGCUGGAUGAUGAACUGAGUAGCAGUUAAGACAUAAAUCUUCAACGGGAAAGCGGCUCGGACCCGAUUUCAGUGAUUGGGUAAUGUGAAAACUCCCGAUCGGAGAGAUCUUACUGGGCCGGGCAGGCUGAAGUGUAGAAGCAGGACUUUUUCGUGCCUGUUGGUGUUCACGCUGGCCAUCAGAUGAACAAGUUGUGAAAAGUGAAUCUGCGCUGUCCUUGCAGUUUUUCCACCUCGAGACUUCGUAUUAACAUCAUGGCUGUCUCAUCCUCCUCAUCUAGUCUCCUGCUCCUUCUACUAAUUUCCUCCUUGGAUUGGCUGUCCACUCCAGGAUCUGCAUCUCUGAUUGACAGGGACCAAAUGACAUCACCAGCUCCCCUUGGACCUCAUUUCACAGAUUGCAUAUCAAGGGACCAGGUGACAUUUCAAUGUUGGUGGAAUCCAGGCGAUUUCCACAACCUGUCCGCCCCUGGAGCAGUCAGAGUCUUCUACCUAAAGAAGGACUCGCCCACCAGCGACUGGAAAGAGUGUCCAGAGUAUAUCCAUUCAAAUAGGGAGUGCUAUUUCGACGCCAACCACACAUCCAUCUGGAUCACCUACUGCAUGCAGCUCCGCAGCCAAAACAACGUCACCUAUCCCAAUGACAAAUGUUUCACUGUGGAGAAUAUCGUGCGUCCUGACCCACCAGUGUCUCUAAACUGGACCUUACUGAAUAUAAGUCCCUCUGGGCUAAGUUAUGAUGUCAUGGUCAAUUGGGAGUCACCGCCCUCUGCAGAUGUCAGGGGAGGCUGGAUGCGCCUCGAGUACCAGAUCCAGUACAGAGAGAGAAAUGCCACAAACUGGGAAGCAUUGGAGAUGCAGCAACAAACCCAGCAAACAAUCUAUGGUCUACACACAGGAAAAGAAUAUGAAGUGCACAUCCACUGCAGGAUGCCGGCCUUUAAAGAUUUUGGAGAUUUCAGCGAGUCCAUCUUCAUUCAAGUGACUAAGGUUCCCAACAAAGAGUCCGCCUUAACGCUCAUGCUGGUUCUUGUUUUCGGGGUUGUGGGCUUCCUCAUAGUCAUCAUGCUUGUUGUCAUCUCUCAGCAGCACAGAUUAAUGAUGAUUCUGUUUCCACCGGUUCCUGCGCCAAAAAUUAAAGGCAUCGAUCCAGAACUGUUAAAGAAAGGGAAGCUGGACGAGCUGAAUUUUAUCCUGAGCGGUGGCGGUAUGGGUGGCCUACCAACGUAUGCACCAGAUUUCUACCAAGAUGAGCCAUGGGUGGAAUUCAUCGAGGUGGAUGCUGAUGCAGAUGCUGGCGAGAAGGAGGAUAACCAGAGUUCAGAUACUCAAAGGCUCCUGGCUCUGCCCCAACCUGUGAGCCACCACAUGAACAAAGGGUGCUCCAAUGCCAUCAGCUUCCCUGAUGAUGACUCAGGUCGGGCAAGCUGUUAUGACCCAGAUCUGCCUGAUCAAGACACGCUAAUGCUGAUGGGCACCCUGCUGCCAGGCCAACCUGAGGAUGAAGAAGCCUCCUUUGAUGUUGCAGAAAGAGCCCCAGCCCUGGAGAGAAGCGAGAGGCUCCUCAUCCAAACCCAAACUGGAGGCCCUCAGACUUGGGUCAACACAGACUUCUAUGCCCAGGUCAGCAAUGUAAUGCCCUCUGGAGGCGUGGUGCUGUCUCCUGGCCAGCAACUCCGAAUCCAGGAGAACACCUCAGCCACAGAGGUGGAAACACAAAAGAAGGGAAAAGAGCCUGAAGGCAGCAAGGACACUGAGGAAAAGAAGCAGAAGGAGCUGCAGUUUCAGCUGCUGGUGGUGGAUCCUGAACGAAGCGGCUAUACCACGGAGAGCAACGCCCAGCAAAUCAGCACUCCCCCUAGCUCCCCCAUACCUGGCGAGGGGUAUCAAAGCAUACUUCCUCAGCCAGUGGAGGCCAAACCUGCAGCCACAGCAGAGGAAAAUCAGUCACCUUACAUUCUUCCUGACUCUCCCCAGUCCCAGUUCUUUGCCCCCGUUGCAGACUACACAGUGGUGCAGGAGGUGGACAGUCAACACAGUCUGCUCCUCAACCCACCUCCCCGCCAGUCCCCCCCACCCUGCCUGCCACAGCACCCCCUGAAGGCCCUACCUGCAAUGCCCAUAGGGUACAUCACCCCAGACAUGCUGGGGAACCUCUCACCAUGAAAUGAAAAUGCCAUUGGGCCUUUAGGUGUAAGGUUGAUUGACCAGGAAAUUCCCUUGCUAUCACAAAAGCCUGUUUCUACCUGAUUCCUGCUGGAAACCAAAUAGCACACAGUACGGAUGAGCGUGUACAGGUGUUUGUUUUCAGAGGGUGCUGAAAGGGAGAUGUGAAAAGCUACAGUACUCUUUUUUUUUUUUGCCCCAUCAAUUAGUUUGAUGCAAAGGCAGCCAAAUGUAAACGUCACAAAGCAAAUGCACAGUUUUGCUCCAUUUGUUGACAUCCAUGCGUAAGACACACACAGAUGACAGGCUGAGACUGUGAUUGUCAAAAGGCUUUAGCUCACUGCUAAACUGCCUUGGAUCACAUUACAUGUCUGGCUAAUUGUGUUUAGAGCAAUGACAUUAAUGACGAGUCUUAAUCUUACAGAGAGAUGUCAGUGUAUGAUUGAAUGGGAAAAGACAAGCACAUUCUAGUCAUGUACUUCACACCGCACCGAGCAGACGUCAUUGCUGUCGUUGAUGCCUCUUGCUGGCAGAGGUGUUUCGCCGCACAAUUGUGGCUUGUUUUAUAUUCUUAGAUUUCUAAUCUCAUCAUAGCAUCUUGGUAGCACGUCACUAAAGAUAUAUUUUUAUACAAAAAGGCAUUAGCUAAAGGAAAAACCCCCACCCUAAGGUACAAUUGAAAACACAACUAUGCAGUUUUACCUUACAUUCCUGGCUUUGUUUUGUUUAAUGGCAUGCUGUUCAUAUUUUCAUGAACAAGUGGCCAAACGUAGAUUAUAUGAUGUCUCUGCAGCCACAGCAGAAUGUAAUAAAAUAAAUAUUUUCAACAGUGGAAAAAAAACAACAUAAUAUAUAUGUAUACCCAGAGACAUUAAAAAAAUACCAUCAACCCAAUAUCUCCUCACUUUCUGGGGGGGAUAUUGAAAGGCAUUCUGGGAAAUGAAGGAAAUCACUACCUGAAGUGGAACUAGAGGUGACACACGUAAAAGGGAAAUUACAACAUUUCAUCAUUAACUAAUUCCUGGAAUGCUUUGAAUAUUCCUUUAACAUGAGUUGUGUAUUAUAUGUUUACUGACAUGUCACUUACAGCUUAAUAGCUGUUCUUGUAGUAAGAGGAAGGAUUUAUUCAGAUUCACUGGGAGCCACUCAGUACAAAGUGUAAUGUAGUACAUUGAGCACCACCAAGUGCCUUGCUAAAGACCAUAUUGAUAUAGUUAUUUUGCAUAAAGGAAGAGACACAGACACGUGUAGCAGUUCAGAGAAACCAGAUAACUAAUUUUAUUUUGUAAUCACAGCCAGGUCUCACCUUUACAAACCAGCACUCAUUCAUGUCUCACUUAAACUCAAACCAUAAUGGGUAAGCUUUUUCUCUCGGGAGUUGUAUUCUUCUCAUGUUGCAUUGUUAUUGCAGGGACAGCAACUGGAACAAGUUGAAAGACUGUGAAAGUAUGUAAGAGCUGUAAUUAGCUAACACGUUAUAUACUAUAUCUGCCAAGUCCACUGUAUUAACAAUCUGUGCCUAUGAUAGUGUUAUUGGCUUGGCAUUUCUCUGCUUAAGUAUGCUUAGGAUUUGUGCAUUUUUGCAUUGCAAUGUACAGGCAAGUACGGCUAUGUAUCAGUGAAUUGGUGUAAAGCCUCUCUGUGCAUAGAUUUACGACUAAAAACUUGCAUGUGCACAAGCACAGUAACGCGCAUGCAUGCAUACACACACACUAUAUCAAAAACGUUUGCCUUAAUUGAUGUUUAAUUUGACCUUUCUGACAUAGCCAUAAAAGUUAUGAGCUGAAGACUAGUUGCAAGAGUGAACAUUUUGUGAGACCACCAGACCAUAAUUUUCACAUUUUCGAUCAUGCUCGUAAAACUGACUGCAAUUUCCAAGCCAAAAAUGUUUAUCAAAGCAAGUGCUGAAAGGCAGAAUCAGACACUGAGUGUAAUAUACAGUAAUUGUGUGUAAUUAGGCAUGGAUUCCUUGUUACUUUGGCCCCAUACUUCUUAUUAGAUUAACCAAAUUUAGAACAUUAUUUAGCCAGACUUUUCAAUUAUUUUGUCACAUUAUUUUGUAGUGUAAGCUUGCUCUGGGUUCAUUGACAGUGUAAUAGUUUCAUAUUCAAUAAUCAGUCUAAUAAUGUGUGUAAGAUGAUAGCAGACACCUUUUGUAAAGGUCUGAUACUCCUCUAGUGUUUUCGUCCUAUGAAUUCUAUCAUAAAGGCUUUGACAAUAUGCCUGUGACACACACAAAAGCAUAGCAUACCGCACACAAUAAGCUACCUAAGCUUAGGUCAACAUAUGCAUGGUUUUGUAAUAUGACACAAUGAAUUGGAGUGUUGUCAUUGUAUAACAGAAAGGCAGCCUCCAAAACAUCACAUCGCACCAUAAACAAAAACAUACUUCACAAUGCAAAGGAAACACAUCCUGUCUUUGAAGCAUGUUGUUUGGGAAUCAUCCUUGAGAUAAGCAGUGAAUUACUCAGAUAAAAUAAGUAUUUUCUGUCAGACAAUCCCAUAUUGAAGAGAGGUGAAGGAAGAGCCAUAAAAUGACAAUUUCUAAAAAUGUGAAUAUGAUAGAUACGUGCCAUUUCUCUUUUUGUCUCUUUUUUAAUGCUCAGUGUUCUGUCAUUGUUGCUGAUACCAGCAAGUCAAUGCUGUUGUAGAAAUGUCUUAAUAUAUUUAGUGCUGUAAGAUUACAAGUAUAUAUUUUUAAUGUUACUAAUCACAAUGUAUUGCUGCUCGGUACAUGUGUUUCUCCUGCAUUCAGCCUUACUGUGGUAGGAAGGAGGUCAUUCAAGAGAGUGCAGCAAUCCCUCUUGUGUAAAUGUUGGUGAUAUAUGUUGGUGAUAUAAUCUAUAAUAUGUUGUUGCCUGGGAUAAAUGGGAAGGUAUGCGUUGGUUCAGUUUUCUGUUCAGUGAUUAGUAGCAACAAUAGGACAGUUUUGCCCCAAAGUCAAGUUGCAAUACAGUAACCUCGCCUUUACAUUCACAGUGUUUACACCCAUCCAAAGAUCACCAGAAGGCUCUCUGUGUAUAUGAAGGAAGAUCAGAUGAUGGGAAAAGCACUGUUAAGGUUCUGUUUCAGUUGUGAUUGUGAAUAUGUGCUAACUGGAAUAUGCGAUUUAUGAUAAUGAGGAAAAGUUGUGAAAAAGGAAAAAAAAGUGAAAUCACUGAAAGUGUUUUGUAAAGGUUGCAGUGAGGAAGAUAAAUUGGGAGGUGCUUUUUUUUGUUGUUGUUCAAGCUUACUGUACAGGUGUUUACCACAUUGUGUCUGCAAAUUUGCCAGUUCACAGUGAGCUCAUCCUUAAUGUAGUGUAAAAGUUUGCAUCUGUUAUUUCAAGCUUAUAAAUGUCACAGACACUUUAGAGCAAGCACUUUGUAUAUGUAUAUAUAUAUAUAUAUAUAUAUAUGUAUAUAUAUUAGAACAUGUCGGAUGUUUCAAAUAGUAUUCAGCACAAUAAUCAGACAAUGAGGAUCCUUCAGUUUCAAUAAGCUUUGGUUUUGUUCUACAGAAUAUAUGUUUAUAGGACAUAUUUUACACUACCAGAUUGAUAGAAUGAUGUACUGUAAUGGAGUAUUUAAUGUUUGCUAUAAGAUUUAUGGAUAUAUAGAGCAGAUAGAGCAUAUAGAGAUACAUAUAGUCUUUUAUGAAGUCAUAUCAAAAUAUAGGCAGAGUGAGAUACUGUAACUCUACACUCUUACAUUUCUCCCACUAUGUGAUUUCAGCAUUUCAUUAUUGAGAAUUGCAUCUGAAGGGGCUACAUUGUUUUGUAGUAAUGUAUUUUGGCCUUCAGUUUCUUGGUUUUGCGUUGGUUCAAGGGUGGCUUUUGUCACUAAGCCUGGAAGUAAUUUUGAGUGCUGGAAUUUGUUCUGGUUGUAACUCCCUAUCAAAGAGCGUUCAGCCAAACAUUUUUCAGCUUGUUGCGGAAAUAGUUUAAUUCUUGACUUGAGUACAGCGUAUACACCCUGGUUUUUAUGACUAAGUUCAAUGGCUCCACUCUAUAUUUCUAUUCACCUCUUAUUUAUUUUGAGCCCUCAGAUCACCCUACUGUACCACCAUAUCUGACAAUAGUGGACUAAUGUGUCAUCCAGGAUUAUAAAACAAAU
Molecule: messenger RNA, 6388 nt
Organism: Larimichthys crocea (large yellow croaker)
Lineage: Eukaryota; Metazoa; Chordata; Actinopteri; Sciaenidae
Gene: ghra
Product: growth hormone receptor a
Exons: 10
Coding region: 385-2295 (636 amino acids)
Biological process (GO): cytokine-mediated signaling pathway
Cellular component (GO): external side of plasma membrane
Molecular function (GO): cytokine receptor activity; protein binding
Source: RefSeq, a predicted model, not a curated record